Messenger RNA from Sinocyclocheilus anshuiensis, 1650 nucleotides. RefSeq names its product lysophospholipase 1 (gene lypla1). Gene Ontology annotation, molecular function: carboxylic ester hydrolase activity; palmitoyl-(protein) hydrolase activity. The coding region runs from base 107 to 772 and encodes 221 amino acids. Lineage: Eukaryota; Metazoa; Chordata; Actinopteri; Cypriniformes; Cyprinidae. The transcript has 10 exons. Gene Ontology annotation, biological process: protein depalmitoylation. The record is from RefSeq and is a predicted model, not a curated record. Gene Ontology annotation, cellular component: cytoplasm.
UCCAGGAACAGCUAUUCGGAUUUGAUGUACAGGUUAAUACGGCAUAAGAGAAGACUGUAAUCUGACCUGAAGUCUAGUACGGGUCAUAAAGCGAAAAGGUACUUUUAUGUGCGGUAAUAUUAUGUCAGCGUCCCUACCAGCAAUUGUGCCCGCCGCUUGUAGAGCCACGGCCGCGGUGAUAUUCCUCCAUGGCCUAGGAGACACAGGAAAUGGAUGGGCUGAAGCUAUGGCUGGGAUCAGGACACCUUAUGUAAAGUACAUUUGCCCUCAUGCCCCAGAUUCUGAAGUGUGCAUCGAUGGACACUUUUCAAUCCCAGAAGCCCAUGCGAGACGAUACGUCAUCAUCGAACGUGAUGGAGAACAGCGACGUGGGUGUUUACAAAUAAACCCUGGGGAUUUCCUAAUUGCGACACCAGAGGUUCCUGAUUAUGCGUACACACGCGGCGGAGCCCUCUCUCUCUACACCGCUUUGACAACUCAUCAGAAGCUGGCUGGUGUGGUUGCUCUCAGCUGCUGGUUGCCCCUCAGGAACUCCCUAUCAAAGUCAAUGAUUAGCAAUAAUAAGGAUAUAUCGGUGCUGCAGUGUCAUGGCGAAGCAGAUCCUCUGGUUCCUCUUAUUUUUGGCCGUCUCACUGUAGAGAAACUCAAAGUCAUGCUGAAUCCCUCCAAUAUCACUUUUAAAACAUACUCUAGAAUGCCUCACUGUGCUUGUCCUGAGGAAAUGAUGGACAUCAAGCAGUUUAUUAAGAAGCAGCUCCCCAAAAUCAAUUAAUCAACCAUUUAUACUGUAAUUGUCCAUUUAACAAAAAAAGUACACAAAAGAUGUUCUUACCUUCUUAGAGUACUUAUUAUUAAGAUACUAUAUUAAAAAUAUACUAAAGUGCAUGUAGUGUUUUUAGACACUUAAUUGCAUGUUGUUUAUAAUUAAAUGAAAAUGUAUUGCUUUCCAAAUACUCUGCACCAGGUGUGUCAAACUCCUGGAGGGCCACAGCCCUGCAGAGUUUAGAUUCAACCCUAAUUAAAUGGCCCUCCAGGAACUGAUUUUGACACCCCUGCUCUACUCUGUAGCAUCUGAUGAGCCCAAAAGUUUUGUCAUGUGACCUGGGGCCAUAAACUCCCUGACCCUUAAGGAUGAACCCUGUAACAUCACAGGAAUGGCCCAAAGAGAGAUUCCUGAAGGCUCCGAUCAGGUCUGGGAGGGAAUGGCCUCCCACAGACUUUUUUUUUUUCACUUUUUACUUUGAUGUUGAUGUUAUGCCCUGUUUACACCUGGUGUUAAGAUGUGUUUUCAUCAAUCUGAUCAUAAUUGGAUAAUGCUACAUAAAGAUGGGCUCUAAAAUGCUUUAUGCUUGUCCACUUUCGACCCCUUCCAGAGGUAAUGGAAAACUCAUUCGACCAGAUUGCAUUCAUAAUGUGGAUGCUCAUGUGAUCGAAUGCAUUCCAGCAGCCACUAAAGUCCACCUACGCGCCACUGACUGAGCUAAUUCUUAAUCUUUACGAUGUUCAUUUCCUAUCUGUUAAUCGACAAACUUAGAAUGUUAAAUUAGGUUUAAACCCACUAGUUUAAGGAAACCGAGACAGCAAAGCGCAUAUUGUUUUGCUUUAUUUUACAAAGGCAUGGUUUUGUUUUUAUUGUGAGUAUAUUUAAAU